Messenger RNA from Gracilinanus agilis (Agile Gracile Mouse Opossum), 3569 nucleotides. It is a transcript of the gene PPP3CC, whose product is annotated as protein phosphatase 3 catalytic subunit gamma. Lineage: Eukaryota; Metazoa; Chordata; Mammalia; Didelphimorphia; Didelphidae. Gene Ontology annotation, molecular function: calmodulin binding; calmodulin-dependent protein phosphatase activity. Bases 126 to 1679 code for a protein of 517 amino acids. The record is from RefSeq and is a predicted model, not a curated record. Gene Ontology annotation, cellular component: calcineurin complex; cytoplasm. Gene Ontology annotation, biological process: calcineurin-mediated signaling. The transcript is spliced from 15 exons.
UAGGGGAAGAGCGGGCCGGCCGGCCCUGGGGAAAACGAAGACUGUCGGGGAAGGAGGCGGCGGUCCAGGGCCCGGCCGCCACCCCGAUCAAGUAGGAGCAGGAGGAAGUGGGAGAGGAGGGGACCAUGUUACCAAGGAGCCGCCAGAAAAUAUCCACCACCGAACGUUUCGUCAAAGCUGUUCCUUUUCCUCCAACUCAGCGGCUCACAAUAAAAGAAAUAUUUGAAAAUGGGAAACCUAGACUUGAUAUCUUGAGAAACCACCUAAUAAGGGAAGGUCGACUAGACGAAACAGCAGCCUUAAAGAUAAUCACUGAUGGAGGUGACAUUCUGAAAGAUGAAAAGAAUAUGAUAGAAUUGGAAGCACCUAUCACAGUAUGUGGUGAUAUUCAUGGGCAAUUCUUUGACCUGAUGAAAUUAUUUGAAGUUGGAGGAUCACCUGCUAACACAAGCUACCUCUUCCUGGGAGACUAUGUGGACAGAGGCUAUUUCAGCAUAGAGUGUGUACUCUACUUAUGGAGUUUAAAGAUUAAUCAUCCUAAAACCUUUUUUCUGCUUCGAGGCAAUCAUGAAUGCAGACAUCUCACAGAAUACUUCACUUUCAGACAGGAAUGUAAAAUCAAAUACUCUGAGAAGAUAUAUGAGGCAUGCAUGGAUACAUUUGAUUGUCUUCCUCUUGCUGCCCUCUUAAACCAGCAGUUUCUGUGUGUACAUGGAGGACUAUCUCCAGAAAUCAGUUCUCUAGAUGACAUUAAGAGAUUAGACAGGUUUAGGGAACCUCCAGCUUUUGGACCAAUGUGUGACCUGCUUUGGGCGGAUCCCUUGGAAGAUUAUGGAAGUGAGAAGACCACGGAGCAAUUUAGCCACAAUAGUGUCCGAGGGUGCUCCUACUUUUUCAGUUAUUCUGCAGUUUGUGAAUUUUUGCAAAGCAAUAGUUUGUUAUCAAUUAUCAGAGCCCAUGAAGCUCAGGAUGCCGGGUAUCGAAUGUAUAGGAAGACCCAGACGACAGGCUUUCCAUCACUCAUUACCAUUUUCUCUGCCCCAAAUUACCUAGAUGUCUAUAACAACAAAGCCGCUGUACUGAAAUAUGAAAACAAUAUCAUGAACAUCCGACAGUUUAACUGCUCUCCGCACCCCUACUGGCUUCCAAACUUUAUGGAUGUUUUCUCGUGGUCUUUGCCCUUUGUGGGGGAGAAAGUCACAGAGAUGCUGGUUAGCAUUCUCAACAUAUGCUCUGAUGAUGAAUUGAUUUCGGAAGAUGAGGAAGUUACGGGAGAUCACUACAUUUCAAGCUAUCAGAAAGGAAACACAUUAAUUCGUAAGGAGAUCAUCAAAAAUAAAAUUAGGGCUAUUGGAAAGAUGGCACGAGUGUUUUCAGUUCUUCGAGAAGAGAGGGAAAGUGUGCUAACUCUCAAAGGGCUGACUCCUACAGGUACUCUGCCUCUGGGUGUCCUUUCAGGAGGAAAACAGACCAUUCAGAACGCCACAAUGGAACUAGUAGAGGCACAACAGAAUGCCCUCCGAGGGUUCCCAGCACCACACAGGAUCCGAAGCUUUGAGGAAGCUCGGGGCCUGGACCGGAUUAAUGAGCGCAUGCCCCCCCGGAGAGAUAAAUCAUAUCCUAAUGGGCCGAGGCAAGUGAUGUCAUCAGGGACCAAGAGCUUGACCAAGAAAGCUUAGUAAUGGCUCUAAACAACUUCUGUGGCACCACUAAUGGAUCCAAAACUUAAAAGUAAAUUUUAUUUAUUUAUUAUUGGAAAACAAAAACAGACUUAAACCUGGAGGCACAUUCUUGAUGCAGUCUGCAUUUAUUCUGUAAGAAAGGUGACCAUUUUGUAAAUUUUUUAAAUUUAUGUUCAAUAUAAAAAGUCCCAUCUUUUUUUUCCUUUGUAAAAAUUUUUAGAAAUUGGUCUGAUAGACAUGAAGUGUUGUGCUGUAAAAGAGGCACCUGUUCGCCACUACCCCAUCCUUUUCAUACAAGGACCUUUGGAAAUAACAACUCCGAGUUUCUGGUUUGAACCAGCCAAUUGGUCCUCUCGUUUUUUGAAAGAGAAGUUCAACUACUUUUUGCCUAAGUGCAACUGCUUCUAAAGACAUCAAUUCUUCAUAAGGUCUAAUAGAUUAUGGUAAGCGAAACCUGUUUUUCUGAUUGUGGCAAACUUGAUUGGGAUUUAACUUAAAAGUGGAUAACACCAAUCCUAGGGAUAGCUUAAGGUCCAAAUGAUGUAUUUACCAUAAUGGCCUACUUUCUUCUGGACUCCAGUUCCUUUUAAUGUAAUCCAGUGGAGCAAAAAAAAAUAAUCAUUAUAAUAAAGGAUACUCUUAGGAUUACUUAAAUUUGUCAAUUAUAGUAUAGGCAUGACUGGUUUAAGACUUCCCUUUAAGAUUUUUGGGAGGAAGAAGUUUCCAGAAAAACUCAUGUAACUGUCAUGGAAUACUUUCAGACAUCUGCUUUCAUUUUUAUGCUCCAAGUGUGCCACACUGCACCUACAACAAAGAAACAAUAUUUCUAAGUGUUUUCUAAAUGACCUCUUCAAAACAUUUUUGCAACCAAGAUCCUUUUUAUCCUUUUGUUUUAUGUCAUUAUUGUCCUAUCCCCCUUCCAGGUAUCUUUAUUCAUUUCUGACAUUUUCUACAUUUCUGAUGAAAAAUGGGGCAGUAGAAAUUGACUCUGGGUUUGCAGGAUCCCCCUAUGAAACAGAAACUUUGACAAACAACUUUGGUUUACUGAAGUUCAGAGAGAGUUUUUUACCACACUCUGAAUAAACCACCUGACCAUUUUUCUAUCUUUCAUAACUCUUGAUGAGUUGCACUCCAUGUGAUUGAUCAUCACUAGUAUUCUGGGAACCCAAGAACAAGAACCAGUAUCAUAGGCCAACAGCCUUUCAUGUCUGUCUUUACUUGAAUAACUUUUGAGUUCCCUAUCAACUGGUAAACACAUUUUCUCAGAUCCUUCAAAUUUCCAUUUUUUGGUUAAGCAAAUGGUCUCUGCUGUCUUGCUUUAAUAGCUAUCAGCCUUGCUAAUGAAUGCAUUCUCAUCAGUGCUUAAAAAUGACAUUUUCAGAAAUUCCUUAGUUUCCUAUGUUGGGGCAUUGUCACCUCAACAUUGUUGCAAGUACCUUAUGCAAUAUAGAAUAUGUUGGCAGUUUUGAGGAUUUCAAGGGCAGGUAGGAGAAUAUAAAAAAAACUCCUUUCAUUAAGAGAUGCCCUGUUUUCCCCUAAUAUUUGUACUGAUUAUACCCAAUUUCCUCCUUUAUGACAAUCAAAGAUCAUCAGGGUGUAUUUAACCAUUUAAAUGCUGUGGCAUGUGUCUGUCUUUGUUGGUGGGAAGAUGAUAGGAGUAGUAUGAAAAAAGAGAUAAAGGGACUCUUAUUUCUGAUUUAGAAUCUUGUUAAAGGAAUUGGGGGAGGACACUUGAAAACAAUAUCUUUUUUUAUAUUCUUUGAGGAAAUUGAUCAGCUAGACAAUCCUCAUACCUUUUCUCACAGUAUUGGAAAGGAUCACUGUCUUUGGGAAAGUUCAACCAAUAAAGUUGGAAAAUACAAGAGAUUACACGUAUUUGAAAAUGAA